This is a messenger RNA of Penaeus monodon (black tiger shrimp), 602 nucleotides long. RefSeq names its product chitinase domain-containing protein 1-like. The record is from RefSeq and is a predicted model, not a curated record. Gene Ontology annotation, cellular component: extracellular region. Gene Ontology annotation, biological process: carbohydrate metabolic process. Lineage: Eukaryota; Metazoa; Arthropoda; Malacostraca; Decapoda; Penaeidae. Gene Ontology annotation, molecular function: oligosaccharide binding.
AUAUCUGGUCCUCAGAGCAGCUCGGUUAUAGAGUUGGACUUGAUAACAGAAAAACCAAAAUGGAAAGACAUUGUUGAAAACCACAAGGGGUAUUAUCAUGACACAGCCAAGAGAGCAUCUAGUCAAAUGACUCUGGCCUACGUGACCCCUUGGAACAACCAUGGCUAUGACAUCGCCAAGUUCCUUGGAGGGAAAUUUACUCAUGUCUCUCCAGUUUGGCUGCAGCUGAAGAGGCAUGCUGGCAGGAAUGUUAUCACAGGGGACCACGACAUCGACCAGGGUUGGAUCAGGGAUGUGAGGAAGGCCGGCAAGAGCUGCAAUGUCAAAGUUGUUCCUAGAGUGAUAAUGGAAGGGUGGCAUCGUGAUGACUUUGAAGAGAUUGUCAAUUCAGAAGUCAAGCGUGGUGAAGUCGCAAAUGACAUUCUGGGUAUUAUCAAGAAGCAUAAUCUGGAUGGCAUUGUGCUCGAAGUUUGGAGUCAGAUCCCCUCACAGGGAAUUUUAGAGAGGUUUCCUAGGGUUGUCCGUGACAUAGCCCAGAAGAUUCGUAAGGCUGGUUUCGUUUUCAUACUUGUCAUUCCACCACCAGUCUACCAAAGGUAAGG